AUGCGUAGUUUGUUUCAGCUGGUGAUCCAAAAUCAUAUACCCACGCUGCCUUUCCUCUGCACAUCCUUUCACGCAUCAAACCCCCACAGUUUCCGCCAGUCAACAGUACGAAGCCUUGCGAUUAUGGCCGACGAGUUCGUAAGAGGGAAUGUGCUCCCAAACGGCGUCGCUCUCUUAACUCUGGAUCGCCCCAAAGCCCUUAACGCUAUGAACCUAGAUAUGGACAUUAGAUACAAGAAGUUUCUGGAAGAAUGGGAAACAGACCCAAGGGUAAAGUGUGUCUUGGUUGAAAGUAGUUCGUCUCGUGCAUUCUCAGCAGGAAUGGAUAUUAAGGGUGUUGUUGCUGAAAUUCGAAAGGACAAAUCCUCAACUCUUGUGCAAAAGGUGUUUGCUGCUGAAUAUUCCCUGAUAUGCAAGAUUUCUGAGUACAAGAAGCCAUAUAUCUGUUUUAUGGACGGGAUAACCAUGGGAUUUGGGAUUGGUCUAUCUGGUCAUGGUCGCUACAGGCUUAUUACUGAGAAAACUGUGCUUGCUAUGCCAGAGAAUGGUAUUGGGUUGUUCCCAGAUGUUGGCUUUGCGUAUAUUGCAGCAAAAAGUCCAGGAGAAGGAGCAGUAGGAGCUUACCUUGGACUGACGGGAAGUAGGAUAUCAACACCAGCUGAUGCUUUAUAUGUUGGUCUGGGAACACAUUACGUGCCUUCUGAUAGCCUGGCUGCACUAAAGGGAGAUCUCCUAGCAACCACAUUUUCUGAGGACCCCGAUCAGGAAAUCAGAGCACUGUUGGAAAGAUAUAGCAGAAACCCUGAGGCUGAACCUCGUCUGAAGUUACUUUUACCACGGAUAGUUUCUACCUUUGCAAGUAGCAAGUCUAUAAAGGAGGUAAUGGAGGAGCUAGAAAAUCAUCAGCUAAGUGGUGAUACCCUGGUGGCGGAGUGGGCGAAGGAUGCACUGCAAGGGCUUAGGAAAGGAGCUCCCUUUUCUCUUAACCUUACAAGAAAGCAUUUUUCAAGGGUGAAGUAUGCCCAAGGCAAGAUCGAUAAUGAUUUAUCCAAGCUGACUGGUGUGAUGAAAGCUGAAUACCGAAUUGCAAUUAGGUCUGCUCUUAGAAGUGACUUCACCGAGGGCGUUCGGGCUGUCUUAGUAGACAAAGACCAGAACCCCAAGUGGAAUCCGUCGAGCUUGGAAGAAGUUAAUACGGCAGAAAUAGAUGCUCUUUUUGUGCCCUUGGGCCCAGAUGUUGCAGAAUUAAAUGUCUCACUCAAUGGGCAGUACGAAAGCUGCUCGACUUACGAGAGGGGCGAAAGCUUUUAG
This is a messenger RNA of Striga hermonthica, 1311 nucleotides long. NCBI's taxonomy places the organism in Eukaryota, Viridiplantae, Streptophyta, Magnoliopsida, Lamiales, Orobanchaceae. The record is from the annotation of a GenBank genome assembly.